AAACAUACAUUUUUAUGCUUUUUGUUGUUGCUGUAAACGCAUAAAAAACAUUGGUUUGCUUUGCAUUUGAAGUGAACAUAUAUAUGUAAAGGUUUUGAAAAUUAUUCGUUUCAAAUGCUAAAAAAAACAUUUUAACACUUAAAAGGUAAUAGCGUACUAAAUAUGACAAAUAUUGACUUGAAAUAAAGUGCAUACCAACACAGACCAAGGCUUCACCAAAACGCAUAAAAUACGUAAAAAACGUUUUAAUGACUCAAUUGUCUUAAAAACAAAACAAAACAUUAAAUGAACUCCACUGAGGUUUGUUUGUCAAGACGGGACUAGAAAUAUUUUUUAACUUGAAUCUUCCAUCUGAUAUAUGUCUAGUGCAAAAUUUCUGAUCAUAUACCUAAAUAGUUAUUCUAUUUGUGCAAAUGAUUCAUGCAACGCUUAUCGCUCAGCUCGAGAUAAAUAGCACAAAAUACGACAAUUUUUCCUUUAAUCUGUUACAGCCACAGCUGUGUUUUAACGUGUUUAUUUUUAUUCUCAUAACUUUUGCAUACAUAUGAAUGCUGUUAAACAGUUAUUAAGUUAUAAAGCAUCUCAUAAGUAAGCAAAGUAAACCUUGAAAAUUAAAUAUUUUAAUUGCUGACUUACAUUAAUGAAUUCAUAUAUGAAGUAAAAGAUAUUAAUUAUUAUAAUGAUGUCGGGUGUUUUAUACUCCAUUGUUGUGAAGUGUCGCCUGUGAUUUUAAAUGUAAAAUGACAAAUAAUGUUAGUGUGUAGCAUCUUUCUUACGAUUUUAAAGGACUCUGUAGCUUAAUCGAGAAUUUGUUUUCAUACAGGUUUUCCAUCAGUCUUAUUUACUAUGGUGUUAGUUUUGGAAUCCAAGCUCUAAAGGGAAAUAUACCUGAAUUUAUUCAUAUUUGGUGUUGCUGGCAUACCAGCAAAACUGAUCUCGGUUUAUAUGACUAAUAGAUUCGGGAGAAAGAUUGCUUCCAUGAUUUGCUUUACUGGCAUCAUAACUGGUGGUUUUGUAGCCGGAACAGCACAAGCUUUUGAUACACCACAUCGUGACGUUUUAACUACUGCGUUUGCUGUACUUGCAUGUAUGACAGACCAAAUGGCUUCGGGUCCAAUUCAAACUAUGACGAUAGAAGUUUAUCCUACUGUUAUAAGAAAUAUUGGUUUUGGAUCAUUAAGUGUCAUCGACGGAUUAGGUGCAGCAUUAGGUCCACUGUUUGUUUACUUAUUUAAGUAA
Ruditapes philippinarum (Manila clam) is the source of this 1239-nucleotide messenger RNA. RefSeq names its product organic cation transporter protein-like. Lineage: Eukaryota; Metazoa; Mollusca; Bivalvia; Venerida; Veneridae. The record is from RefSeq and is a predicted model, not a curated record. Gene Ontology annotation, molecular function: transmembrane transporter activity. The transcript is spliced from 4 exons. The coding region runs from base 946 to 1239 and encodes 97 amino acids.